Closterium sp. Naga37s-1 is the source of this 2085-nucleotide messenger RNA. NCBI's taxonomy places the organism in Eukaryota, Viridiplantae, Streptophyta, Zygnematophyceae, Desmidiales, Closteriaceae. The record is from the annotation of a GenBank genome assembly.
AUGGCAGCUAGGUGUUUCCGAAACGCAUUGGCACUGGUAGGACUAGUAGUAGUGCUGGUGGCUCUCAAUCUCUCAGUGAGAGCCACGUUAGCAUUCAGCUUCUCAAGCUCCGAGCAGGGGGGGGUGAUGUGGUCGUUCGACUGCGACUGGAAGGGCAACGACAUUGACCGAGCCGCCGGCAUGGGCGACACGUGCGGAAAGCAGUGCCUCGAUCGCGCGGAUUGCACGCAUUGGACGUGGACGGCCGAAAAUGGCGGCUCGUGCUGGCUCAAAGGGGCAAUCAACGCGACAGAAUUGGUCGCCGCCAAUGGCACGUCGUGCGGUUACCGCGUUACCGACAGCGCGACCGGCAACCCGUACACGGGAGUCCAGCAGUACCUCAACCCCGAGUACAAGGCAAGCGUAGAAGCCGCGAUGCGCGCCGCGACUCCCGAGGAUGCGCCGUUUUUCGCGAGCGUGGCGGAGCAUCCGACGGCCGUGUGGCUCGACACGAUGGCGAAGCUCGACGCCAUCCAGGGCCACCUGGACGCCGCAGCGGCUCAGGCGGGGGGAAACCCGAUUCUCGUGCAAUUCGUGAUCUACGACCUCCCGGGCCGCGACUGCAAGGCGUGGUCGUCCAACGGGGAGAUUCCCAAGGGCGGCCUCGACACGUACAAGGCCAACUACAUUGAUGUUGCCGUGGCGCGCCUUAAAAACAAGGCGGCGAACGUGCGUCUGUCGCUCGUGAUCGAGCCCGACUCGCUGCCCAACAUCGCGACCAACAUGGGCACGAAUCGGUGCGACGCGACGACGGAGCAGGAAUACAUGGAGGGCGUCGCGUAUGCCAUCGCAGAUCCCCGACACCACGCUCUAUCUCGACUCCGGCUUCGGCGGCUGGCUCGGUUAGUGCGUGUGCGGCUGCCUUUGCCCCUGCGCCCCCUUCCCGCUCCAAACCCUCGGUGGCCGGAAGUGAUGAAGCGCGUCAUGGCGGUGUACAUGAAAGUCCUCGCGCGCGCGCGGCAGAUCCGCGAGAACGCCAAGAUCCGCGGCUUCGCGUCCAACGUGGCCAACUACAGCCCGCUCUUCGCGUCCGACGACGGCUGCCCGGCGUCGGAGAAAUGCCCGCUCGCACAGAACCCGAGCACGGGCGAAAUGAACUAUGACUGGAACCCGUGCAUUGACGAGAACCGCUUCACCGCGCGCCUCAAUGCGUUCCUGGGGGCCGCGGGACUGCCCACCAGGUGGAUCGUUGACACCAGCCGGUCCGGCGUCGCUGGCAUUCGAACGCGCUGGGGGUCGUGGUGCAACGUGAAGAACGCGGGGAUCGGAGAACGCCCCCAGGCGGAUCCCGCUGAUGCUCCGCAAGUUGACGCUGUGGUCUGGAUCAAGCCGCCUGGGGAGAGCGAUGGUCACGCAAAGGAGAUUCCGGAGCCGCUUCCCGUGGAUCGCGAAUGCGACCCCAUGGACCCGCUUGGCCUGGACGCCCUGGCAGACGCGCCGCGAGCUGGCCAGUGGUUCCAGGAGCAAUUCGCGAUGCUGGUUCGCAACACCAACCCGCCCAUGCCUGCUGGAAAGGUGGACCCGCCCCCGCCUGCCGACCCAUGCAUGACCGACCCGCAGACAAACCCCGCGUGCGAUCCGUUCUGGGAGAACCUGGCCGUCGAGUACUCGCCGCAGUACAAGUUCCACCCCGAUGAGACCAUUUGGCCAAUCACGAUCGACGAGUACCUCACACACGUGACUGCCUCCAAAGGUUAUUUUACUGAGGAUGGUACAGAGUAUGAAAUUGAAUACCAGCCGGGCCCGAUCACUUCCGACAACCUCGAUACAUUGCUGGAGAAUCCGAAUCUGAGGAGCGAGCAUGGCAAAACUGUCCUGUACAGUCCGGAAGAGUUUGACAAGGAUACCGACUGGGUGCGGGACUCGGCGCGCAACCCGGAAAACGGAGGCACGAAGCUGUACACCGUCAUUUACAAUCCGAAACCCGACGACCAAGACUCGUUUGUGGAGAUUCAGUAUUGGCUCGUCUACCCUUACGUGAGUAUUCCAAGUGGUACCCUAGUCAAGUACUUCCUCCCCUCUCUCACUCCCACACCCCUUCUGUAA